AUGGCCUUCAGAUGGAAGGCCUUGACCCUAGUUGCUGCAAUUUUUCUUCUCCUUAUUAUCUACCAAAGACCCGCGCUUAAACGCUACCAAGAAUCAUAUGAUCGGACACAACCCAUAGUUCAGUCGGCUCCAAAAGAGGGAGGAAACAAAUUUCGAUGGUCCGAGGUCCCACACAGUUUUCCUGUUACAGAUUUCAUACCUCUUCCAACGAAUCCCGCCACAACCAUACCGAGAAUUCAACAUCAAUUCGGAAAAGAAUCGCAAACCGAAAAAUCGGUGAGACUUGCUAGACUUGAAGCUGUCAAAAGCAAUUUCACACAUGCCUGGAAUGGCUAUGUUAGUCAUGCAUGGUUGAAAGAUGAGGUAAUGCCUCUAUCAGGUGGAUCAAUGGAUCCAUUCGGUGGAUGGGCCGCGAGCUUGGUCGACACUCUUGAUACACUUUGGAUCAUGGGUAUGCAUUCACAAUUCAAAGCAGCCGUUGAAGCGAUUCAAGUAAUUGACUUCAGUACUUGUGCUCUUGAGCAAAUUAAUGUUUUCGAAACAACUAUUAGAUACCUGGGCGGCUUUCUCUCCGCUUAUGAGUUAAGUGGAGAAAAGUAUCCAGUCCUACUCCAGAAAGCGACGGAGAUGGGAGAAAUGCUUUACAAGUCAUUUGACACACCCAAUCAUUUACCUAUCUUGCGAUGGUACUACCACAUUGCUGCCACUGGAGCCAAACAAGAAGCAGAUGACAAUGUUCUUGAAUCUGAGAUUGGUUCAUUGACGUUGGAAUUCACUCGUCUUGGUCAGAUUACAGGUGAUCCACGAUUCUACGAUGCAGUUCAACGUAUCAUGAAUAUUUUUGACGAGCAGCAAUCCAUGUCGAAACUGCCCGGAAUGUGGCCUGUGAUUGUGAAUGCAAAAGACAAGAAUUUUGUAGACUAUUGGGGUUUCACUAUUGGAGGUAUGGCUGAUUCAUUGUAUGAGUACUUGCCAAAGCAACAUUUAUUACUUGGGGGUGCAACUCAACAAUAUAGGAGAAUGUAUGAGUAUGCAAUGAUUGCAAUGAGGCGCAAUAUAUUCUUCCGGCCAAUGACAAAGAAUGGUGAGGAUAUUCGUCUGCCAGGUAAUGUAGAUAGCGACGGUAAGACAUUGGUCACAGAACUCAAGACUCAAGGAGAGGCGCAGCAUCUUGGUUGUUUUGCGGGAGGAAUGGUUGCCAUUGGUGCAAAGAUAUUUGAAAACGAAAAAGACUUAGAAUUGGCGAGAAAGCUCACUGAAGGAUGUUUGUGGGCUUAUGAGAACAUGCCACUUGGCAUCAUGGCUGAGAAGAUGCACAUGGUUCCCUGCGAAAACGAAAAUUAUUGUCCCUGGGACGAGCAGAAAUGGCUGGAGGGGAUCAACAAGGAUACUGAAGGCAAUGAGACUGUUAAUGAAAAGAUACAACAACACCGACUCAUACCUGGAGUCACCAAGUUUGACGAUGGUCGCUAUAUCCUCAGACCUGAAGCAAUAGAGUCCGUCUUUAUACUUUAUCGCAUCACUGGCGACCCCGACUUACAAGAACGAGCUUGGACAAUGUUCAACAAUAUUAUCAAGCAUACAAUCACUGAUAUUGCGCAUGCUGCUUUGGACGACUGUACCGUCUCAGAAAAUCCCCGCAAAGCUGAUAGAAUGGAGUCUUUCUGGAUGGCUGAAACCCUUAAAUACUUCUACCUUAUUUUUGCCGAUCCAGACUUGAUCAGCUUAGAUGAGUAUGUGCUCAACACGGAAGCACAUCCUCUAAAGAGGCCUAAAUAG
Messenger RNA from Sclerotinia sclerotiorum 1980 UF-70, 1779 nucleotides. RefSeq lists its product as hypothetical. Gene Ontology annotation, biological process: N-glycan processing; carbohydrate metabolic process. Gene Ontology annotation, cellular component: endoplasmic reticulum; Golgi membrane. Gene Ontology annotation, molecular function: mannosyl-oligosaccharide 1,2-alpha-mannosidase activity; calcium ion binding. The coding region runs from base 1 to 1779 and encodes 592 amino acids. The record is from RefSeq and is a predicted model, not a curated record. NCBI's taxonomy places the organism in Eukaryota, Fungi, Ascomycota, Leotiomycetes, Helotiales, Sclerotiniaceae. The transcript has 4 exons.